AGAAAUCACGGAAGUCUACAUUUGUUUCGCUUUCGUUUCUUGACCCCGUUAACUGUCAUAUACAGUGUGCAUCAGGUCAAGAGAUUUCGUCGUCCUGAAAGUCUUAAUUUUAACCCGAGUCUAAUUAUGGCUAGAAUGCAGAGGGGACUAGCCGGGUUAUUUGUUGCAGUGUUUCUUUGCCUCAUCUCCGCUGUGUCCUCCUCGCAUUUCCGUGGAGCAAUGAUCUCAUGGAAACCUGCAAAUGCUAGUGAUAUCACCGACAAAACAGUGACAAUCAUUACUCGUAUCGCAUGGAGGAGAUCGUACUCGGGAUGUGGAUGUGAUCAGAACACAAUAGCGUCAGGUAACCUGAUAGGUCCGUCGGGAUCACUGACCUGCCGUUUCGGGUGUUCUGGUUCAGUUGGGAGCAUGCGCUUUAAGUGCACGGAUUACAGCGAACAGGAGGACUGGACAAGCGGUCAGACGAUAUAUGAUUACACUUUCCCCUCAUCUACAAACCCGCCUCUGUUCCAAGCAAGUUUUGCAGGAGGGGAUUGGAUAUCUCUGGUCACGGGCGGUGGAAGCUGGGAAGUAAGAGCUUACUUCAAUCUGACCAAGCGGAAUGACACAGGAGUAGUGAAUAGUUCUCCCAACACGGCUAUGAGUCCGAUUGUACAACUCAAACACGGCUGCAACCAUACUAUAGCUAUACCCGUGAGUGACGCGGAUAAGGACGAAGUGCGUUGUCGAUGGGCCGAGUCAAGUAAAGGCGAGUGUGCAGGAGUUUGUCACGCAUUCCGUGGAGCCAUUCUUGACACGCGAAAGUGUACCAUCUCAUAUAGUGCCACAGGAGCCCUGGGGUGGUAUGCCGCCGCCCUCAUGAUAGAAGACUUCUCUAGUCCCCUGUCCAGACUACCCCUCAGUAGCGUACCGCUGCAGUUCCUGGUCAAAGUCUUCAGAUCCAGCGAGAAGUGCCAUAGAAAGCCUGAGUUUGUUGACGAGACGAGAGCGGACAGAUCGUGCAUCGGGGUGCCUUUCAACAUGCAGUACACCGAACCAGUUAUCGCUAGGAGUGGCGGGGAGACUAGCUCAAUUUCGGAAAUAACGACCAUCAGCCCCCAGGGUCUCACAAAAUCAUCUCUUGGCCAAAGGUCUCCACGUGAAUGGUACGUGAAUAUCACGUGGACCCCCAGCCAAUCACAGCUCGGUCCCAACAUUUUCUGCUACACGGCCAUCGACUCGAGUGGACUGACAUCGUCUCAAAGAUGCAUUACACUUUUAGGAGGAGUUACUCCGCCUCGUAAGGUAGAUGGUUCCCAGUCUCCCACCGGCCUUAUUUAUGCUAAUCAUGCUCGAUGGGUUAUUCACUUCGAUCAACAGUUUGUCCGUCCAAGCAGUAGCAGAUUCAUCCGAGUGUGGAGUUCAGACGGAAUCGAAGUGUACAAAUUAGACGUGGCUAUCACCAAUACGGUUAUCUAUCCUGCCGGAUCAGUCGGCCGAGAGUUGGAGUUUACACUGCCUUACAGCUUUCAAGAGAAACAGACCUACUCCAUUACACUGGAUCCAGGUGUUGCCAAGGGAGCGACUUAUUGUGGGGCAGAGUCUCCAGCCAUCAGAGAUCACCAAUUUUGGAGAGUUACAAUUAGGGAUGUCACCGCUCCAUCAAUCACAUUUCUCUCCAGACCCUCUCUAACUAACGCUAACAUCACCAUUACCUGGCAAGAGAGCGAAGAAGCAACGGCCGUCUGUACCAUCAUUGCCCCUGACCACGCCUACGUGUCCCCCUGUAACCACACGUGGACUGGGCUCGGGCUCCAGGAGGGAAACUACCGGAUUUCCAUCAUGGCAACCGACCAGGCAGGGAACACUGCCCCUCCAGUCAUACACUCGUGGAGAGUUGACAAAACGCCGCCCACUCCAUACAUAUCACACAAACCACCAAAUGUCACGCAAUCCUCUUCCGCAACCUUCGCCUUCCGAUGCACCGAUAAGGACUGGUACAACCCGUCAUGCUCUUAUGAGUGCGACGUGAAGCCACAGGGAUCCCAACCAUCCGGGUAUGCGCCUUGCCCUGGCGAGUUUACGGUCGACCGGCUUGUUGAUAAUACAGUGUAUGUGCUUUGGAUCAAGUCACGUGAUCAGGCUGGUAACCUUGCCGCUGUGCUCACCUACACAUGGAGAAUUGAUCGCUCGCCACCUGUCUUGUCCAUCCUUAACACAUUAACGGUACCAUGCACAUCUAACUUGGACCCGUCACGCAUCGGACAGCCCACUGUCCGGGACAACGUGGACCCUUCCCCUAGCCUGACCUACUCGGACCAGCCCCUCUCGUCCAACUGUGGGGUCUUACGCACAUGGAGCGCUACAGACAGAGCCGGGAACAAGGCCAGGGGGGUGCAGGAGAUUAGGAUCAGUAAUCCCACGGCACCAAUACUGACAUAUAACAGAAGCAUCAUGGUAGCCUGCGAAACGCUUGUUGGAAUAGCUCAAGAUCUGAGUAAAGAAAUUAGCGCAUCUCACCCUUGUGGGAUGCCUGUGAACAUGACGCACACGGACUCAAUACCGACCAUGCAGUGUGACGUCACAUUUACCCGUUACUGGACCAUACGGGAUCCGUGUGGCUAUAACUUAACAGUACCGCAGACUGUUAAAGUCCUCGGGAUUCAGCCUCCCGACUACCCCAAGAGUGGACAAGUCAACGUCGACUUGAACCAGGAGCUUUCCUGGCCACAAUAUCCCGGCGCUGUCCAGUAUAAAAUAUUCAUCUGGAAAUACCAAACACCGCAACCCUCUACCCCAACCGCGACGACACGAUUGAGGGGUUAUUCGCCAGGAAGGCGAUACCCGCAUGGGACAAAAAUGCUUUGGAAAGUCGAAUAUAUGACGAGCUCUGGUGCCAAAAUUCCUGGACCUGUCUGGGGUUUCGUCACGAGGCAUUAUAAUGAUUUUAAAGUCCAGAUAGUGACGGUACCACUCGGUGCAUUUUCAGGUCAGAGUUUGUCCGUUUCUUGGACCGUGCGGAAUAUCGGUGGCCAUAGCAAUGCGGUGUUUGCAUGGUAUGAUGUGGUGUAUAUUAGUAAAACCACCGAGUUUUCGGAUGCCAGAGUAUUUACUAGGAAAUGGCAACAGAGGAUUUUGGAGAGUGGAGAUGGGUAUACCGACACGGUGACUGGGGUUCUUGGCGACAGUGAGAUUGGAGUCUAUUAUGCGUUUGUCAAGACUUAUUCCGCGAGCGAUGAUAUUGACCCUUCCAACAACUGGCGUAUCAGCUCUGGUUCUGUGAGAGUAGCGCUAACUCCUCCACCGAACCUCAAAGUAGAUUCAGUUGCUAUUCCACCGACAUCUUUCUCAGGUCGGUCCAUAACAGUGACGUGGACAGUGAGUAACCAAGGACUGGGCAAUGCAAAUGUCAAUCACUGGUACGACCGAGUCGUUCUAUCACGAGACCACCUUAUAGACAGUGGGGAUAAAACGCUUGGCGACUUUAUCAUCCGGGGUCCGCUCUUUGCUGGUUUGACUUACCGACAGAGUAAGACCGUGAGAGUCCCGGACGCCACAUACGGGAACUUUAGUAUCAUCGUCACAACUGAUGUCUUCAAUAAUGUGUUUGAGUAUACAGCAGAGAGUGAUAACGACAGGGCCUCUCAGGCAUUGAAGGUGAUUCUUUCCCCACCACCGGACCUUGUGGUGAGUGAGAUAAGUACAAACGGUACCUUCAAGACCGGGAACACUGUGUCAGUAUCUUACCGUGUCACGAACCGAGGGUAUGGACCUCCAUUUGAGACCUACUGGCAGGACGAAAUGGCUCUCUCGAACAAAGAAACCCGUCAGCGUGAGGUCCUGGGAAAAAGAUACUUCUCGGGGGUCCUGUCUUCACAGGGAUCCUACACUCGUGUCAUAGAAUAUACCAUUCCUCCGCGACUGAAAUCUGGAAACUACGAGCUAUCAGUGCAUACAGAUAAUCACAACAACGUCUUCGAGUUCACUUUCGACAACAACAACAUUAUGAAAACUUCCAUUACAAUCAUGGAUGCUUUUCCAGAUCUCGCUGUCAAAAAGUUGUCUGUAAAUGUCGAACGAGACGAGACAAGUGCGUUUGUAAGAGUAAAUUUUACAGUCGAAAAUCGAGGAGAUGGGAAGACUUUCGGCGCUCCGUGGACUGACGGCAUCUUCGUCUCAGCCACUCUGUCGCUUACUGGUUCUGUCUCCAUCGGGAGAAUUCCAAGAGGAGACAACCUUUCUCCAUCACGAAGUUAUGAAGUCAUCGAUUCUGUAUUCCGGAUUCCAAGAAAUAUCCACGGUCGGAGAUAUAUCCUUAUAUAUACCGAUUCUUAUCAAUCAGUUACGGAAGCAAAAAGGAAUAACAACUACCAUCACUCCAGCGAGGUUUUCGUUCCUCAGGUCCUGCCAGAUUUGAUCAUUCAAGAUGUCCGCAUCUCGGUGCGCCCCGAUGAGACUUUUGCCGAUGAAUUAUUGAAGAUCACGUGGGUGGUUGUGAACACAGGUGUUGGAAGUACGCUAGAUGGAGUCUGGGUGGAUGCAGUUUACUUGACGAAGUCGGAGAGUGCACAACCUGGAGACAUCAAACUUCACGAAGAGCCCAUUUCAAGUUUAGUGCCACCAGGAAAGAACUACUCCAAAUCUGCAACAUUCACCGUCCCGAUGGUAACAGGCCAAUGGUACAUAAUCGUCAAAACCAAUGACAAGCACGAGCUGGCUGAGGAUGACCUCACUAACAACGUACGGAACAUAAGAGUGAGAGUGUCACUACCCUCCAGACCUGAUCUAAUGGUCCUUGGAGUGUCAUAUGUUUACCGCGAGAGCGUAAGGCUGCUACGUGUUCACUGGCUUGUUCGUAAUGACGCGUUUAGUAUGCGAGAGCGAGAGUCCUGGUGGGAUAAGGUUCUGCUGUCCCCUUCGCCUUCUCGACUUGACGUCAGUGGCGUAAUCGCCCUAGGGACCAAGUCGAUGGAGACUAUGCUGUACUCUCAGCAGGAUUAUGGGGCCGCCAUGGCGUUUACUUUACCCAAGGAGCUUACUGGCACAUACUAUGUCCAUGUGAAGGUGAAUUUUGAUGGAAAGUUAAAGGAAAAGCUCCGUGGCAUGAGAGAAAAUGAUGGAGCAUCAUCCAUUGCUCUCGACUUAUCACGAGCCCCGUCGCCUAAACUAGAAGUGAAGAUCAUAAGCCAAGACUCCAACAUCACGUUGGGAAAAAGGUUCACGUUAGAGUUCGAGGUAUUGAAUGUUGGGUAUGUGGACGCGCCCAAAGACUCAUGGAUAGACGCAGUUUACAUUUACAACACGCCUGGUGCAGAGUCCCAUGACGUCAUCGGUAGCGGCACACGACUGGCUCAGGUCACGCAUACUGGAGGCCUGGCGGUGGGUGGCCAGUAUAGAGUGACCGCUGACAUAGAAGUACCCUACACUGCGGGAUCACCUGUCUACUUUUACGCGUACACUGAUAUCUAUAACCGCAUGGGUUCUCCUGGUGUUGCAGGUGCCAGCUCGAAACCGGUUCAAACCAGAAAAGACCGGUUGGCCAAUCUAAUAGGAUCAUUCAAUGCAGCGAUACUCACUACUCGCGGUGGACAACCUUUCAAUAUUUCCUAUAACGUAACCAAUAAAGGGGAAGGCGCAACGAAUGUCCGUUUCUUCAAUGCGUUGUAUCUCAGUGAAGACACUCUUCUCGACCCAUUCGAUCUAAAGCUCGGCUCAUUUCAGACACCGUCUAAACUAAGUAGCGAUUCGUCCGUGACGGUCACACAAAGUGUGUUCAUACCGUUCGACACCCUACGGGGCCAGUACUACACCUUACUGGCAGUUGACAGUGAUGACAGGGUUUAUGAGGAAGAUGAAGGUGAUAACUUGGCGUUCGUGUUAACCGAAGUCGAGAGCGCACCUUCUACUGACUUACUGGUAUCCGAGGUCAUGACUGCGCCAUCCGCUCUAGGCAUGGGAUCCGAUCUUGAAGUCAACUGGAGGCUGCGGAAUAACGGCUCUCGCCAGGCUCAAGGCUACAAGUGCGAUACAGUCUAUUUAUCCCAAGACGAGACAUGGCAAAUAGAGGAUACAGCAGUCGGACGUCCUAAAUGCGACUGGGUCUCCCUCAGUCCUUACAACGGAGGGGCCACCGGCGACGCCUCCUACUCUAUCAAAAGCCCACUUUCAAUUGUGGCCCCAGGGACAUACCGGGGCUUAGUCAAAAGCCGAAGCAAUAUCAGGGACAUGUUUCCUGACAACAAUAUAAAAACCGGCCCCAGCAACCUCAACAUUAGCUACCCCACACUAGAGCUAGGUAAAUGCCAGAUGGUGACGUCAUUAAAAGAAGUGUUUGUUGUCCCGGAUGUUCCAGUAGAUGAGACGCUAAUAGUGACGUCGUCGGCGAAAAACAAUGAGACCACCCAGUUCAUAUACCUUCGUCAUGGGAAACCGGCGACGUCUAAUGCUCACGACGCAGGACCCAGGCUCACUCUUUCUGCUUAUCAGGAGGCUGUUGUCGAAUCCACAAGGGCUGGGGACUACUUUGUCCUACUCCGUAAAAGUGACGUCAGUGGACAGGCAGUCCAUGCCACCGUCUGUGCAAAGAUCGCGAAAUUUGAAAUAUCGAGGGUGUUGCCGGGUCGCGUGGCACCCUUCGGGGUGAGUACCCUGCAAGUCCAGGGCAGUCUGUUUGCGUGGAAGUCUGAGGCGUAUCUCUGUGGAAGCAACACGACACUGAAAGCUCUAGAGAUUUAUCGUUCCAGUUCUAGCGUGGUCUUUAUUACGUUCAACUUCACCGGGAUUGACGUUGGACACGUCUUCAGCUUGCGACUCAUUGAUGUUUACACCUCAAAAUCGGCUUAUCUCAACGACUCAUUGACUAUUGUGAAUGGAAUUCCUGGAAAGAUUUCCAUGGUUCUGAACAGUCCUCGCGCCUUCAGAGCAGGAGAAGAAGGGUUCAUCACACUUAAUUACCAGAAUGUGGGGGAUACCGAUAUUGUUAGUCCUACGAGUUUAUUCACGGUUGAUGGAGGUACCGAGGGGCGUCUUUUACAAGAAGGGACCAUACCUGGGGAGUACUCGCAGAUUAUCCUUUUCCUUGCCCAGCCCUUGGAGGGACCUGCAGGGAUACUUCCCCCACGUGCAUACGGUCAGGUCACCUUCCGAGUCCGUCAAAUAAAAGGAAGCCCCGCUACCGGUCAAUCGUCGCUCAAUGUGGAUUACGUCAUAAGUAGCAGCGAACCACACAUGUUUCUGAAUAGCAGUGAUGACUUCCGGCCAGGUCACUUGCCAGAGUGGGCCUGGGCACCGGUAUGGAGAAACUUUCUGUCGUCAGUGGGAAAAACUCAGCGGUCACUGAAUGAGAGGCUCGGAUCUGCGGCCACGGCGAUGAGUGUGUUGGGAAGACGAAUUGUGUCUGUUGACGAGCUUGUCAGGUUCCAGGUCAACCUUGCUAAUGGAAAACAAUAUGGGUCGCCUCUCCUUGAUACAGUGGACCUCUCGGAUACAGGCUCCCGUGGUUCUCUGGUGUUGAGACUGGAGCGCACGUAUAGCCCCGCCCUUACCAAGCGUCGUGUCACCGGAGUGUUUGGCGCCGGCUGGAUUGCUCCUUGGUGGGAGAUUUCAGUUGCUGAAAUGGCGGAAUCCGCUGUACGAAUAUUAAUGUCCCGUGAUGAGAUUCUUUUCACAAGACAAGAAUCAAGUGCAAUGUUCCUGUCGGGAGAUAAUCAGAGAGUGUUCGUUGAAUCGCAGGCCAUCAUAUUUUAUGGCGAGUCAGAGACAUACGUGUUUGACGCAAGCACCAAGAGACUAAAAGAGAUCCGCCCGUACGGACAUGCGCAGAACUGUUCCAUAACCGUGACGUCAUACACCCCGAGUGGACUACCACGUGAGCUGCAGUACUCAGAGGGAGGAGAACUGACCGUUGAAUUUAGUGACCGCGGGCUUAUUCGAGAAGCAGUGCUUGUGAAAGCGACAGGAGAAAGUGUGAUUAGCUUGUACGAGUACGACCCCGACGUCCCCCUGCUGCUCUCCGUGACCACAAACCACAUGACAACUCGCUACACGUACAACGCGUUGCGUGACAUCAGCAGCGUGACCUACCCAAACGCAGCAAGAUUGCGCUACAUUUACAACGAGUACGAGUUGCUAGGCGGAAUACAAAGCUUUGCGUCUGACGGAAGCAUUUUCAAAGAUGUGGAGUUUAUGUCAGAUUGGAACGGAGUUAUUAUUACGACCGAUAAAAUGAAAGGUACUAGCGUGACGAUGCAGUUUGAUGAGCGGGUGAAACCUGUGUCACUCGCUGGGCCUGACGGCAUACCUGCUCGUACCCAGACCCUCGUGACUGAGGAGGAAAUCACGAGGAAGACCAUAAAUGGUGAUCAGGUAAUCCAAACCCAGAUCUACAACAUCCCCGACCACAAAAUGACAACGGAGGAUGCAAAUGGCAAUACAAUGAGCUACGUGUUUAAUGAGGAUGGGAUCCCGCUAAACGUCACAGAUCCCGCAGGUAACGGGUACAGCUACGAGUACAACAACCAGAGUAAGGUGAUAGAGUCCAGGCUACCAGAUGGCAGUAAGGAAAACUCGGAAUAUGACGACGGGGGAAAGCUGGUGAAGAGGACUACCCGUAAAGGACGGGUCAUCAAGUUUGAGUACGGAGCCGAUGGGCGCGUGUCCAAAAAGGAGAUCCCGGAUGUUGGUGUGACGUAUUACCUUCACGACUCUCGGGGAAACCUCAUCAUGGCAACCAACAAGCACGGCACCGUCAGCAUCGAAUAUAAUAAGAACAACCGGCCAGUCAGCGUGAAGUAUCCAGACGGACGCCUGAUAGAGUAUCGGUACAACAGAAUGGGCCGGCGUAUAGGCAUAUCCGAGAACAGUACUGGGUACAACGUUACUUAUCGGUACGAUCAGUUCAAUAGGCUUUCAGAGGUGUGGUCAAAUGGGGAGGUUCUCAUGCGAAUGGAGCACAACUCUACUGGAAGUAAUGAGAGGAGGGUGUUUGGUAACGGCAUGGAGACCGUAGAGGAAUUCUUAACCGGUACCAGGACACUAAAAUCAAUGCAUAAUAAGGCUGGGGCGUUGGAUUGUUCUAAGUUUGAAUACGAAUACAACAGUAAAGGAAGACCAGUGAAGAUAAAAACCUUGGAAGGAAGCAGAGAGUUUAAGUAUGACGCCAUGUCUCAGUUGGUCGCUUGGCGGGAUAGCGGCGAAGGGGGUAACGGAAGCGAGUAUAGCUACGAUUCCAGGAAGAACAGAUACCAGGAGAAGAAUCUUUUGACGGGCGAGAAGGACUACUACGAGUCUAAUGUGGUCAACCAAUACACCUCCGCGGGAGAGUUUGUCUAUGAGUUUGAUAAAAACGGGAACAUGGUAGGAAAGAAGAGUAAGAAGACGCGAACGAAGGAUGUCAAGUUUGUGUUCAGCGAGGAUAACGUCCUGAUGCAAACGGAGACAGCCAAUGAGAGGUGUAAUUAUCUAUACGAUGCACUAGGACUGCUCUACAAGAAGUCGUGCAUUAGCGGAGAUACGCGCUACAUUGUGGAUCCUUUCGGCGUGUAUGGUGUUAGCACUAUAGGCCAGAUCUCUGGCGGAAAUGUGACACAUUUUGUGCAUGCAGAGGAGAAAGGUCUGAUUUCGCUUAUAAAAGACGAGAUUGUUUAUUACUACCAGUUUAACGGAGAAGGCUCAGUAAUAAGCCUUGUCAAGGACGAUUGCCAAACUCCAAUCAACACCUACCAGUACGACCCUUUCGGACAGCUGUUGUCUGUCCGGGAAUCUGUCCGGAACGACUUUCUGUUUAUCGGCCAGUGGGGAGUAAUGAGGGAUAAAGAAGUACCCGGACUUUACCGCAUGCGAGCCAGGCACUACGACUCGCAAAUUGGUCGAUUCAUCAGCUUCGACCCUCUUGGUGAUGCGUCACUGGAGACUAACUUCUAUGUCUAUGCCAACAACAAUCCCAUCAUGCUUCAGGACCCCAACGGCCGUAUUGCCGUUCUCAUCGUGGCCGGAGGCGCACUUCUCGGCUCAGUCACAAGUGUUGUGUCCUAUGGACUCGGUACCUUAGCAACCGGCGACGACUUUACACUUGGAGGUGCCGUGGGUGCUGCUGUGUCUGGAGGAAUAACAGGAGCAGCAACUACAGCGGCAGCUGCGCUUGGUCCUUUUGCUGCUUACUAUUUCGGGUCUCGAACUGCCAUGUUGGCGAAUGGUGCUGGUUAUGCAAUCCAAACGGCUAUAGACGGAACCGAGUUCAAGGGCAAUGACUUCAUGACCAACAUGGCGACUGGAUUUGUGUUCGGAGGCCUCCCCAUUAAAAUACCUGGGUUAUCCAAACUAGGUGGGCCCUCUAUUGCGAAAGACUUUGCUAACGGCGUCUUCGGAGGGUUAGUUUCCGGAUUAACACCCAAUUUCCAAAAAGUGUGGAAGCAGAUGAAAAAUCUUGCGAAAGAUCUCAGUAAGGGCCUGGGAAAUCUGUACAAAAUGAUGAAAAAAGGACUUAGCGAAUUCUUGGAUUGGAUACGGUCACAUGAUCCGAACGACAUAAUUGGUCCGGCCGGAAUCGGCGAUGCCCACUAUAUCCGAGGGGACCUGGUACUCGACUACAAGAUCCGAUACGAAAAUCAUCCCAACGCUAGUGCGCCUGCGCAGCGCGUCUUAGUACGACACAAGCUCGACUCAAACCUAGACCCCAGGACGUUCACUGUCGGCUCGUUUGGUUUUGGAAACUUUACUAAAGAAGUGAAGACAAGAAGUCCAGUCCUUCAGGAUCUAUUGGACUAUCAGCCUGCGCACGCAAUGUUCGUGCGAAUAACCGCUGGUAUAGACAUUGUUUCUAACGAGGUGACUUGGGAACUAGAGACUAUUGAUUCUAAAACAGGUGUAGCCCCCGAGGAUCCGAGGAAAGGCUUCCUACCACCAAAUAACGGUACCACUGGACAAGGGUUCGUCACAUUCAGCAUCAAACCCAAAGCCGAAGCCCCGUCCAUGGCCAGGAUAGACGCCCAGGCCAGCAUUAUUUUUGACCAGAACGAGCCUAUCCAGACCCCCCCUAUCUUCAACACGAUCGAUAAGUCCCGCCCAAGUACGAACCUUUCGGUCUUGCGUGACGCACUCGACGCUGGGACGCUAGUUGUCAUGGUGACAAAAAAUGAUGUAGGCGCGGGAGUGAAGUCAGUGGACAUUUAUUAUCAAACAUAUAGUAAAAACAAUGCUUCUCAAGAGAGUGACAAUUCAGACGAAUUCACGCCAUUACUGACUGACGUCACAGAUGAAUCCGCUGUGUUACCGCUGGCUCAGAACAAGUCAUACAAGCUUGUGGUUGGCUCAGUAGAUCACGUGGGAAACACACAAGAGCCGCAAUUUGACCAGUACGUUUUUGUGGAUUUCGCAGGUAUCAAAUAUAAGGCUCCAAUAGAAAUGCUACAGCUGUAUGUGACGUCAGACGUCAGUCAAGAGGGAUCGCCUAUUCCUGUCUACCUAUCAGCGCGCUUCGUGAGCCCCAACGUCACAGCCAACACGUCUCUUCUCAUUAUUAUAUAUGGAGUGCCAGAAACCUUCCGGUUUAGCCGUGGCACACGUCAGGGAGAUGAUGUCAUCUUAACAAAGUCUGAAUUUGGUGACGUCAUCCUUACACCGGAAGUGAGUUUCUCAGGAACUCGAUCCUUCAGAGUGUCGGCCAGCGGUUCUAUUGGAAAUGAACAUAUAUCCAGAAGCACUAUGCUAUCAAUCACAGCAAAUGCCAGGGCAGAUACCCCGAGUCUAUACACAAAUGACGCAUGCUUCAAUGGUAGCUUGAUCAUUCCGCUGGCCAUAAGAAGCGGCUUGAUGGACAUGGGCGGCUCAGAGAAUUUGACAGUGGCUGUGGCAGACCUACCACAGGGAUACCAGUUAAACUCGUUCAGGGAGGUCGAUCGAGGAGUUUACUAUCUUGAGCAAGAAAUGCUGCGCGGUCUAGCUGUGGUUAUCGCCAAGGGGAUCACGUUUUCGCCGUUUUCACUGAGAGUCGUGGCGAUGUCCGUGGAAUCGACAAAUGGUGACACGGCGACCAGUAACGCCACAAUAACCAUUACAACAUGCACGUACACAUGUGAAAACAACUGCUCCAAUCAUGGUCAGUGUGUAGCUCGGGAUACCUGUGUCUGUGAUCAGAAGUUUUCCGGAAACGACUGCUCCGCAGAGAUAACCGUCAAAGGGAAGAAAGACUCAAAUUAUGCAGCCAUCGCCGGUGGCACCGCAGGGGGACUGAUUUUUUUACUGCUUCUGAUUGGUGCACUUGUACUGUGCAAGAGACGUAGCAACAAGCCCACGAAAGAUAUGAACAUGACAGACAUGUGGAGCAUCAACCCGACGUAUGAAACCGGAAGCACUGAAAACUUGUUCUAGUCAUUCACACAGAUUCUGAAGCAGUGCAAUUUCUUUUAAGGAUAAUCAAUCUAAAGGCGUGUUUUUUUUUUUUUGUGGAAAAUUAGACAUCUCCUACAGAUAACUAGUUCUUUUUUUUCGAGCUUGGCAAACUAUUUUAUUAUGUCAUUUUUUUCCACUUCAUCUCAGCUAUCUUUGAUGUAACGGACAUUAUUGCUUCUUGUUAUGAUAUUGCUUCGUUAUACAAUUAAGAAGAAUAAAAUAAACAAUUAAGGAAAGCCAAAUAAACAAUUGAGGAGAAUCAAAAAACAAUUUAUAAGUAUCAAACGAACCAUUAAAUACACAUAUUUCAAAUGGCAAAUGGUAAUUGCUAAAUGAAAGUUUUGAUAUCGAAAAUACCAAGACUACCUAUGACGGCGAUUUGUCUUAGAACUGACAUUCGCUAUUUGCAGUGAGAAUGUUUAUUAAGAUAUGUGCAUACCAAUUAAGAGAAUAAAAACUUCUUGUUGUCUAUGAAAA
Molecule: messenger RNA, 12843 nt
Organism: Nematostella vectensis (starlet sea anemone)
Lineage: Eukaryota; Metazoa; Cnidaria; Anthozoa; Actiniaria; Edwardsiidae
Exons: 46
Coding region: 127-12345 (4072 amino acids)
Source: RefSeq, a predicted model, not a curated record